UGUUUUCGUUUGAUGAUUUCGUUUCGUUCCGGUUUUGCGAUUUGCGUUGCAUGCGAUUGAUGUCUGCCCAAAAGUUAUGAAGUAUCUCCUUUCCUAUACAUAUACCUGUAGUCAACACCACGAUACGAUAGACUAGAUAAAUCUUUGUAUGAUGAACUUGAUGAAUCUGUUCUGUGUUAUGUAUGGAUUGUAUUUGUGUUUUGCGUUGUGUGUUUUAUGUUUUAUGUUCUAUGUUUUGUGUGUAUGUGUGUUGUGUGGUUUACUUAUGGCGUGUGUCUUUAUUUCUUUUGGGCUGGCGUGUUUUCUUUCUUUUUACUAUUUUAUCUCUUUCUCUGGUGUUUCUGGGUACAACAUGGAUUGGAUUUGGCGUCGUGGAUUUGGAUGGACUUGGAUUGAAAGCUAUAUACCCUGGGAUGAUUCUAUAUGCAACAAUCUUUUCAAUAUAAUCAGUUUUAAAGAUAUCUCUUUCGUCAACUAUUACUACUUUCUAUGUCGAGUAUCAGCACUCGUACAAUUCUCCAUUUAACAAUGUGACGGUUAGCAGGCGGCCAAAAAGAGCUAC
This is a messenger RNA of Aspergillus ruber CBS 135680, 562 nucleotides long. RefSeq lists its product as uncharacterized. The transcript has a single exon. The coding region runs from base 149 to 526 and encodes 125 amino acids. The record is from RefSeq and is a predicted model, not a curated record. Lineage: Eukaryota; Fungi; Ascomycota; Eurotiomycetes; Eurotiales; Aspergillaceae.